Molecule: messenger RNA, 2901 nt
Organism: Musa acuminata subsp. malaccensis (wild Malaysian banana)
Lineage: Eukaryota; Viridiplantae; Streptophyta; Magnoliopsida; Zingiberales; Musaceae
Product: subtilisin-like protease SBT1.1
Biological process (GO): proteolysis
Molecular function (GO): serine-type endopeptidase activity
Source: RefSeq, a predicted model, not a curated record
CAGCCACUGCAUGUGCUCUCCCACUCACACCACACUGCAUGGUGCGGCCACUGCUCGAGCAGGGCCGGCCAUGAUCGAAACACCCCAAUCCUCCACCCACGCACGGCAUGGGCUCGCGCUAUCAUUUCCCUUCCCAUCGCAGCAACAGGCGACCGCUCUUUGCUUGUGCUCGAAGACGAGUGCCGCGGAGUCCCUCCCAUGGAAUGGACCAGCGACAGUGCACGCCUAUGCAUCGGCAUGGGAUCGAAUCUCUUUGUUGGUAGCAUGGCACCGAGCAUCAUCGCUUUGCUUCAUUCGUAUCAUCAUUAAUCUCCGUGAUCUUUUCCUCUUUCUCUCUAUUUAAGUGUCUCCUCUGCUCUGUUUUGGUGAUCCUGACCCGAACGCUUUCCCCCCUCUGUCCCUGCGAGCAGGCGAAAUGGUCCCGUCUUUAUCCCUGAUGCUGAUGGUUGUGCAGUUUCUGAUGGCGCAAGUACAUCCAUACGCAUACACCUCGAUGAAGAGACGGACUUACAUAGUCCACAUGGAUGCCACCGAGAUCGCAGCUCUCGACGACUCCCUCGGUGGAGCCACCAGAUGGCCCCAAGCCGUGCUCGACUCCCUCUCGCUUUCGCGCGGAGAGGGAGAAGCAGAACCAGCACCUCAGCUACUAUACGUCUACGACACUGCCCUCUCCGGGUUUGCUGCCACACUGUCGGCCAAACAAGCGGAGUCCCUUCGACAGCUCGAUGGAGUCCUCACGGCCUACCCUGACGAGUUGAUCCAUCUCCAUACCACGCACAGCCCGGACUUCUUAGGCCUAAACCCUGGCAAAGGCCUCUGGAGCUCGCGCAACUUGGCUUCCGACAUCGUCGUCGGCGUGAUCGACACUGGAAUUUGGCCGGAACAUGCUAGCUUCAGCGACACCGGUUAUUCCGGCGUCAACCUCAGUCGAUGGAGAGGCGCUUGUGAGGCCGGCAGAGGCUUUUCCGCCAGCAACUGCAACAGGAAGCUCGUCGGCGCCCGGGCCUUUUGGAAAGGUUAUGAGGCCGUCGGAAGCAGGAUAAACGAGACUAGCGAGUACCGGUCGGCUAGGGACUCUCAAGGGCAUGGCACCCACACUGCUUCCACUGCGGCCGGCAACAUCGUCGCCGGUGCAAGUCUUCUUGGCAACGCCAAGGGCUCGGCGAAAGGGAUGAGGUAUACUGCUAGAGUUGCAGCCUAUAAAGGAUGCUGGAACUCAGGUUGUGCCAGUUCGGACAUACUAGCUGCAGUGGAUCGAGCGGUGGCGGACGGGGUCGACGUUCUGUCUCUCUCCCUUGGCGGUGGAUCUCGAGAGUACUACUCCGACAGCGUCGCUAUUGCUGCCUUUGGGGCUGUCCGCAAAGGCGUGUUCAUCUCCUGCUCGGCCGGUAACUCAGGCCCUUACGAGUCCACCGUGAGCAACACUGCCCCGUGGAUCAUGACAGUCGCUGCGAGCUACCUCGACCGACGGUAUCCGACUUCAGUGAAGCUCGGCAAUGGCCGUACUUUCGAAGGUGCGUCUCUUUACGCGGGGAAGCCUACGGAACUUGUACCGAUCGUCUACGGUGACACCGCCGGUGGGCGAGGGGCGCGGUUCUGCAUUGCCCGUUCUCUCUCGUCGAAGCGUGUGAUGGGAAAGAUGGUCCUCUGUGAUCGAGGCCUCAUCAGCCGGACGGAGAAGGGCGAGCAAGUUAAGCUCGCAGGAGGCGUUGCGAUGCUCUUGUUGAACUCCGAAGAGCAAGGAGAAGAGCUAUUCGCCGAUCUACAUGUUCUGCCCGCCUCAUCUUUAGGGGCUGCCGCCACCACGGCCAUCAAAAGCUACAUCGCUUCGUCGAAGACGCCUACUGCCAUGAUCACCUUCGAGGGCACGGUUUAUGGCAAAACUGCGCCAAUGAUGGCUGCAUUCUCGUCGCGAGGGCCGAGCUUGGUCGGACCAGACAUUAUAAAGCCCGACGUUACGGCACCAGGCGUGGCCAUAUUAGCGGCAUGGCCACCUUCUGUGAGCCCUUCUCUUGUCGACAGCGAUCAAAGGAGGGUUAACUUCAACAUAAUCUCCGGCACCUCCAUGUCUUGCCCACACGUAAGCGGGCUUGCGGCACUCCUCAAAUCAUUGCACCCCGAUUGGUCUCCGGCCGCCAUAAGAUCAGCACUGAUGACCACUGCUUUUUCUGUAGACAGCCAAAAUGCUUCUAUCAUUGACGUGAGCACUGGACUGCCUGCGACGCCAUUCGUUCUGGGAUCCGGCCAUGUCGACCCAGAGAAAGCUUCCAAACCAGGCCUGAUCUAUGACAUUGCCCCAGAUGACUACCUCAACUAUCUCUGUAGCUUGAAGUACACUCCCCAGCAACUGGCAACUUUCGCGGGGAAGAAGUACAACUGCCCCAAGAACAAGAUCAUUCGAGCAAGGGACUUGAAUUAUCCUUCGUUCUCAGUGCUAUUUGACAGUGGGAGAAAGAAAGCUACUCUGACACACACAAGGACGGUGACCAACGUGGGGCAGGCGCCGUGCGGAUACACAGUGAAUGUACGCGAGCCGCAGGGCGUGAGGAUUACGGUGAAGCCGAAGGUGUUGACCUUCAACAAGGUCGGGCAGAAGAUGAGGUACAUGGUGACGUUUUCUACUGUAGGUGGUCAUGGUUCUGCUUUCGGGGAGUUGGCAUGGGUAGGUGACGACGCUACAAUUCGCAGUCCUGUCACAGUGACAUGGCAAUAGAUGGCUAGGAAUUUCUAUUAACGUUUUGGCGAAGAUUAUAAAACGUGGAUAUGAAUAAUCGAUAUAACAUAUGACGAUAUACGAUCUGAUGUCAUAAUUAAUCCAUUUUAUUGAUAUGGGUGAUGGUUACAUCAGUAGACAUUUAUCAAUCAUAGGAAGGUUUUUUUUCCUCUUCUCUAAGAUUAUUU